This is a messenger RNA of Amphiprion ocellaris (clown anemonefish), 1054 nucleotides long. RefSeq names its product aquaporin 8b (gene aqp8b). NCBI's taxonomy places the organism in Eukaryota, Metazoa, Chordata, Actinopteri, Pomacentridae. Gene Ontology annotation, biological process: transmembrane transport; water transport. The transcript has 4 exons. Gene Ontology annotation, cellular component: plasma membrane. The coding region runs from base 152 to 613 and encodes 153 amino acids. Gene Ontology annotation, molecular function: water channel activity. The record is from RefSeq and is a predicted model, not a curated record.
CAUAACAGCAUAAUUUAGUUAUAUCCAGAGCCUGAACCUGUCUUAAACUACACCAGUGUCCUACGUUUUCUCUCUGUUUUCUGGCCUCCCCAGUGGUUCCCAUUUCAACCCUCCGUUCACGCUGGCCGUCUACCUGUGUGGAGGUCUGGAGAUGAACAUGGUGAUCCCAUAUCUUGCAUGCCAGCUGACCGGAGGAGUUCUUGGAGCUGCGAUGGCAAAGUUGAUGACCUCCAGAGAGAACUACAACAAAGCACACGGAGCUGCGUUUGCUGUGCUGCAGUCAGAAGGUCAAAUAGGAGGAGCUGUGUUCGGGGAGAUCGCCAUGACCUGCCUGGUCACCAUGGUGGUGCUGCUGGGGGCCGUGAACGCCACGACCAGGAGCCCCCUGGUGCCCUUCAUGGUGGGCUGCACCGUCAUCAUCAACAUCCUGGCUGGAGGGGACAUAUCUGGCACCUGUCUGAACCCAGCCAGAGCUUUUGGUCCAGCAGUAAUGAGCAACUACUGGAGUUACCACUGGGUUUACUGGUUAGGACCCAUCGCAGGAGGUUUAAUAGCAGCUGUACUGGUUCGAUUCAUACUCGGAGACAGAAAUAUCCGACUCAUUCUGAAAUGAGGACUUAGAUUAGGUAGAAUGUAUCCUCUCCUAUACAAUAAUAUUAGACUUUUUUUUGCAUAAUUCAUGACAAUUAUGUUUGUUUUUGGCCUUGUUAGGGGAUUAUGAAACAAAGCUUGUAAAUUUGCAGAGAAUGCAGUUUAAUGCUCAGCUUGCAGGUUAAUUUAAUACUGACUAGUAUAAGAUAAACAGAGUUGUAGAUGGUUAAUAAACUGAGAUAACUUGUCCUUCCUUCCAAAUGAUUAAAUAAUACCAAAGUAAGUUGUUCAGAUGAGGCACUGAUUUGUGUUUUAAGCUGUAUUUGCUUAAGGACUGCACAGAUUAUCGAUAAAGUCAUGAUUCAGCUUCAGUUCAAUGAUUCACUCUCUCUUUUUCUUAACUACUUAACAAUAUAAUACUAAAGGAUUUGCUCUUCACUACUUCAGAGAAAUAAACUCUGCU